Molecule: messenger RNA, 947 nt
Organism: Ceratotherium simum simum (southern white rhinoceros)
Lineage: Eukaryota; Metazoa; Chordata; Mammalia; Perissodactyla; Rhinocerotidae
Source: RefSeq, a predicted model, not a curated record
AACCACUUCCGGAAAACAGACUUGAAGAGGGGCAAGCACUUCCGGCGUGCAGCAAAUGAAAGUCGUUCAGGGUCAGCGGAAUAGCAAGUGAGGGCCGGCCCGCAGGUAGUGCUAAAAGGCUCAAAGGGACGAAAACGCAUCCCUAGUUUCUCAGCUAGAAUGAAGCACAUCAACCUGUCAUUUGCAGCGUGUGGGUUUCUGGGCAUUUACCACUUGGGGGCAGCAUCUGCUCUUUGCAGACAUGGCAAACAGCUCCUGAAGGAUGUCAAGGCCUUUGCCGGGGCCUCUGCGGGAUCCUUGGUUGCUUCUGUCCUGCUAACAGCUCCAGAAAAAAUAGAGGAAUGUAACGAAUUUACCUACAAGUUUGCCGAAGAAGUCCGAGGGCAGCCUUUCGGGGCAGUGACACCCGGCUAUGACUUCAUGGCCCGAUUGAGAGGUGGAAUGGAGUCGAUUCUCCCCUCCAACGCUCACGAGCUGGCCCACGACCGACUGUACGUGUCUAUCACCAACACCAAGACUGGAGAAAAUUACUUAGUCUCAAGUUUUCCCUCCAGGGAAGACCUCAUUAAGGUUCUCUUAGCCAGCAGCUUCGUGCCCAUUUACGCAGGACUGAAACCAGUGGAGUACAAAGGGCAGAGGUGGGUGGACGGAGGCCUCACCAAUAGCCUUCCCAUCCUGCCGGUAGGCCGGACAGUGACCAUCUCUCCCUUCAGUGGACGACUGGACAUCUCCCCGCAGGACAAAGGGCAGCUAGAUCUGUAUGUUAACAUUGCCAAUCAGGACAUAAUGUUGUCCAUGGCAAACUUGGUGAGGCUUAACCACGCCCUUUUCCCACCAAGCAAGAGGAAAAUGGAAUCACUGUUUCAACAUGGCUUUGAUGACGCCAUUCAGUUUUUACUUAAAGAAAAUUGGUUUGAGUAGAAUGCUUAAAAGUUUAUAACAGUGCA